Anthostomella pinea is the source of this 651-nucleotide messenger RNA. The record is from the annotation of a GenBank genome assembly. NCBI's taxonomy places the organism in Eukaryota, Fungi, Ascomycota, Sordariomycetes, Xylariales, Xylariaceae.
AUGCCUGCACCCAAGACCUACAACCUAGAGCCAACCCCUCUGGUACCCAACUCCCCAUACCCACUGAUCCAUUACCCGCGAUUCUUCGGCAGCGACGGCCGGAAUCUGGACGCGCUCACAGCAUACCGGUCUUUCCUCGUCAACGGCUGGGAGACGCAAUGGAUCGCGCGUUACGGGCCGUCGCAGCGUGCGCAUUACCAUUCCAAGACGCACGAGUGCAUGACCGUGCUCUCCGGUACAGCUACCAUCCGCUUCGGCGCGGCCGAUGCCGAUGACGAUAUGCAGACCAACACGAAUGGCGCGGGGCACGAGGGCGGCGGCGUAGAGAUCCACGCAGAGCCCGGCGAUGUAUUUGUGAUUCCCGCGGGCGUGUCCCAUAAGACGUUCGACGCCAAGCCGGUCGCCGAAUCCGGAUUCCUCAUACCUGGCGACGGGCACAGGACCGCGGGUGGUAAUGUGGAGGAGACGUUGAAAGACGUGAAGUUGAAUGGCUUUACUAUGAUUGGCGCUUAUCAACACGGAGGUGAAUGGGACUUCUCCGUUGGCGGCGAGCACGCUGGGAGGUAUGAGACGGUGUGGUCUGUUCCCAAGCCAGCGCGUGAUCCGGUCUUGGGCGAGGAAAGAGAAGGCCUGAGUGGGCUAUGGAUUUAG